Messenger RNA from Sinocyclocheilus grahami, 2011 nucleotides. Its product is annotated as A-kinase anchor protein 1, mitochondrial-like. Gene Ontology annotation, molecular function: protein kinase A regulatory subunit binding; RNA binding. NCBI's taxonomy places the organism in Eukaryota, Metazoa, Chordata, Actinopteri, Cypriniformes, Cyprinidae. Bases 164 to 2011 code for a protein of 615 amino acids. Gene Ontology annotation, cellular component: membrane; mitochondrion. The transcript has 10 exons. The record is from RefSeq and is a predicted model, not a curated record.
GGGAAAUUAUGUAAAAUGAGGGUCUCUUUCUGAUUUGUUUGUUCGGUGGCGCAUGUGUUGAUUAGUUAAAUGUAUCAUUUGGUUUUUGGCAUGUUUUCACAUUAAAACCAAAAUUGACUUCAACCACGUUUUGACCCCAUAAAGUGGGAUCAGUGGAAAGAGGAUGCUGCUGUCAUUUAGGCCGCUGAUCUCCGUCUCUGUGUUGACUCUGCUAAGCUGGUGCUGGUACAGUUUUAGGAGGAGGAGGACGACAGCUCCUCUCUGGACUAAAGAGAACGUGUGUUGUUCGGACAGCAGCAGCCCUGUUCACUCCUCCCCUGCUGACUCCAGUAUUUUGGGUGAAAGUGACCUGAACAUGGACCACAGCAUCUCAAGAUCCUCUGAAAUCAAAAAUCUUACCAGCACCAUAUCCAAAAUAGGCCUCACCAAGGGAGUUCGACCCGAGCCAGAAGGAGAAGUAUCUGUUCGUUUCCCUGAGACUCUCCUAACUGAGCAAGAAAAGGACAACAUUGCUGGUGAAGGUCAUCCAGAAUGUGGAGAAGUUAGUGAAGAUGACUCUGGGCUUGAGUCUGAUCCGGUUUGUCUGUCUUCAAACCGCCUUCCCAUCAACUCUCACACUUUAACAGAACAACAGUCAGGUCCUGUCAGCUUGGACAGUCAUGAUGGCAGCAGCCUGUCUGAUCUCUCCCCUGAUAGAGGCUUGAACCUGGAGAACAUGGAGAAGAUCAGUUCUGUUCUGGUCCAACAGGUCAUAGACGCAGUGGCAGAGGACUGGAAAAACCAGGAACCACAUGAGCUUGCUAGUGUUUCAAGACCUCCACAGAGUGGAUUUCUAUAUGCUGCUCAAGAAUCAUUCAGCGGUGAUGAUGACAGCAGAGUAUCCCUUCAGGACGUGGGCUCAUUCAGGGAAAAACUACUCAGCCAUUUAGGAGCUUCUGUUGGAGAUGAUUCUGGGUGUGGUUCCUGCUUUUCAGACGAUGCAUCCGGUGUAGAAAGGCUCACCAGAGAGUUGUCUAAGGAGGGCCAAGGGUUUUUGAUGACCCCCACAGAAGCAGACACAGUCAGCAUUGAGAGCAAAAUGACUCCCAGCAUGCUCGGAGUGACCGAGGAAGAGGAGGAGGCCUUGAGAGGUUCAGAUGUUAAAAGCUGCAUUAGUGCCGACGCUCAGGUGAGCAGCUUGGCCCCACCUCCAGCCCCACCCAUCAUUCUCUGGGACAUAGAGGUGCCAGCGCAUCUGGUUGGUCGAUUGAUCGGGAAGGAGGGGAAGUUCAUGAACUUCCUGAAGCAGAGCUCUGGAGCAAAGAUCUAUGUCUCCACCCUGCCGUUCACUCAGGAGAUUCAAAUCUGCCACAUCCAGGGCUCACAGCAGCAGGUGGAUGAUGCUCUCACACUCAUCAGGAAGAAGUUCAAAGAUCUAGAUCUGACUAACUGUGUUCCUCUGCCCUUCCUGCCCAUCACUUCCUGGCUGCUGCUGCCUCAGGAUGUGUUUGUGGAGGUGAUCGUCUCACGGGUAGAGGCUGGUCAUCAUCUGUUUGUUCAGCAGCACAAGCAUCCAUCUUAUCAGGCCCUUCCCACACUUAUACAGCACAUGCAGCUCUGCUACUCUCAGCCAGGAUGUCCCAGCCUGCCCACCCCUGUCGAAGUGGGGGUGGUCUGUGCUGCUCCGGUAACAGGAAGUGGCUGGCAGAGAGCCCAGGUCAUCCAGUAUUACAGAGAGUCUGGAAUUGCUCAUAUCAGAUAUGUAGAUAAUGGAGGUUAUGACACUGUGAACAGCGCCACCCUCAGGCAGAUCAGGUCAGACUUUGUAAUGUUGCCAUUCCAGGCAGCAGAGGUUCUGUUGGACAAUAUCACUCCUUUGCCAGGGUUUAAAGAGCUUACUGAAGAGCUGAAUAUACUCUCGUUGUUCCUGUCAAACACUGCCAACCAACAGAAGGCGUGGCUUCCUUUGAUAGGUAGGCGCAUAUCUCCGCCGGAUUGGUUGGCUGAUGCUUUCAGCCACGCCCUCUCCUGA